Pygocentrus nattereri (red-bellied piranha) is the source of this 11347-nucleotide messenger RNA. It is a transcript of the gene ncor2, whose product is annotated as nuclear receptor corepressor 2. Lineage: Eukaryota; Metazoa; Chordata; Actinopteri; Characiformes; Serrasalmidae. Gene Ontology annotation, molecular function: transcription corepressor activity. The transcript has 47 exons. Gene Ontology annotation, biological process: negative regulation of transcription by RNA polymerase II. The record is from RefSeq and is a predicted model, not a curated record. The coding region runs from base 267 to 7466 and encodes 2399 amino acids.
AGGCGGUUCAGUCUCUCUCUCUGUAGCUUAAAGUGAAACGGGGGCGAAAACCCGAUGAGGGUGAAGAAAACACUUCUGCAUGUGUGGAUUAACGGUGGGAACAUUUAUACUUCGUGUAGAAAAACUGCGAGGAGUCCGACCGCGCCAGACCCCAGCCCUUGCCGAGAAACGGUCGUUGACUGUCAGGACUCAAUACUCCAGAAUGGACAGCGUGUGCAUCCCAGCUCCGCCCACAUCCUGUGCUUAGAGGAAGUUGUGUAAUCAGCAUGUCCUCUCACCCGCAGCCGGUGCCACAGAGCCGUAGGGCUGUGGACGCUCGCCACCUGCCAAACCCUGCCGGCCUCCCCAUGCAGCUGGCCCGCACACACACGGAUGUUGGCAUGGUGGACUUCCACCCACGGGACUACACCCACCUGGCCCAUGGAGCCCUGGCCCAGCCCCACCGCCGCAGGCCGUCGUUGCUAUCGGAGUUCCAGCCAGGGAGCGAGAGAGCUCAAGAGCCUCACGUCCGGUAUGAGCACAUUUACCUGCAGGAGCCCAGCAGCCAAUCCGAGGUGGAGUAUUCUGAGAUUAAACGCCCUCGUCUGGAAAUAGGGGCGGAGCCAAUGAUGCGCCAUCCGUCUCACCGCCCGCCUCUUUCACUGGGCGCAGCUGAAGACAUAACUAAGGAGCGUAGCAGCAGCAGCUCGAUGGGGAAGAUCGAGCCGAUCUCUCCGGUCAGCCCGGCGACCGUGGACCCCGACCUGGACCUGGUGCCCACACGCUUCUCCAAGGAAGAGCUCAUCCAGAACAUGGACCGUGUGGACCGGGAGAUCACCAUGGUGGAGCAGCAGAUCUGCAAACUAAGGAAGAAACAGCAACAGCUGGAAGAAGAGGCAGCAAAGCCGCAGGAGCCGGAGCGAAGUAUUUCUCCUCCUCCAAGUGAGGCCAAACACCGCAGCCUUGUGCAGAUCAUCUAUGACGAGAACAGGAAAAAAGCGGAGGAGGCACACCGCAUCCUGGAGGGACUCGGACCCCGAGUGGAGCUGCCUCUCUAUAACCAGCCAUCAGAUACGAAGCAGUACCAUGAGAACAUCAAAAUAAAUCAGGUGAUGAGGAAGAAGCUUAUUCUGUACUUCAAAAGGAGAAAUCAUGCUCGCAAACAAUGGGAGCAGAAGUUUUGUCAGCGCUAUGAUCAGCUGAUGGAAGCGUGGGAGAAGAAGGUGGAGCGUAUAGAGAACAACCCUCGCCGCAGAGCCAAAGAGAGCAAGGUCCGAGAGUACUACGAGAAACAGUUCCCCGAGAUUCGCAAGCAGAGGGAGCUGCAGGAGCGCAUGCAGAACCGAGUGGGCCAGCGAGGAGGUUUGGCUUCUGCUGCUCGAAGUGAACAUGAAGUGUCUGAGAUUAUAGACGGCAUUUCAGAGCAAGAGAACUCAGAGAAGCAGAUGCGUCAGCUGGCAGUGAUUCCUCCGAUGCUGUUUGAUGCGGAGCAGCAGAGGAUAAAGUUCAUUAACAUGAAUGGUCUGAUGGAUGACCCAAUGAAGAUUUACAAAGACAGACAGGUCAUGAACAUGUGGAGCGACCAGGAGAAGGACACUUUCCGGGAGAAAUUUAUCCAGCACCCAAAGAACUUUGGCCUGAUUGCCUCGUUUCUGGAGAGAAAGACUGUAGCUGAGUGUGUCCUCUUCUACUACCUGACAAAGAAGAACGAGAACUACAAGAACAUUGUCCGCAGGAGCUACCGCCGCAGAGGCCGCAGCCAGCAUAACCAGCAGCAGCAGCAGCAGCAGCAGCAGCAGCAGCAACAGCAGCAACAACAGCAACAGCAGCAGCAACAGGUGAAUCGCAACCACCAGGAGGAGAAGGAGGACAAGGAGAAAGAGAAGGAGGGAGAACGAGACGAGGACAAAACAGAGGGAGAAGACAAAGAGGAUGGAAUGAAAGAUGACACAUCCGGAGAGGAUGGUGAAGAUAAAGAGCCGCCGGUAGCCGUUAAAGGACGGCGCACGGCCAACAGCCGUGGACACCGCAAAGGCAGGAUCACCCGCUCUAUGGCCAAUGAGCAGGAGGAAACCAGCUCACCUCCACUCACCAGUGAACUGGCAAAUCUGGAGAUGAAUGAAAGCUCCCGCUGGACAGAAGAGGAGAUGGAGACGGCCAAGAAAGGACUCCUCCAGUAUGGCCGCAACUGGUCCUCCAUCGCCAAGAUGGUGGGCUCCAAAACAGUGUCCCAGUGCAAGAAUUUCUACUUCAACUACAAGAAGAGGCAAAAACUGGACGAGAUCCUGCAGCAGCAUAAAAUGAAAUCGGAGCAGGAGCGUAAGGCCCGGCGUAAAGGAAAAGCUCAGCAGAGUGAAGAGACCACCGCUCCAUCUGCUGCUGAUGAAGAAGAGAUGGAGGGAUCUGGAGUCAGUGGCAAUGAAGAAGAGGCUCAGGAGGAUGGAGAAGGAGGCCCCAACAACAGCUCAGACACGGAGAGCCUGCCCUCCCCUCGCUCCUCAGAAGACAGCAAGGUGAAGGAGGAGAGCGCGUCCCGCUCCAAACCGUCAUCGUCGUCAUCCUCCUCAGAGAAGGAGGCGGUGGCUCAAGAGCAGCUGGAAGAGAAACCCCCAAUCAAGAUGGAGCAGGGCGGAGUGAAGGAGGAGGCGCAGGCGGAGGGAGGAGAGGGAGCGAGGGAGGUACAGGUAGAGAUGGAGGACAAGAAGCCCCCCAUGCUGGAGCCGGAAGAAGGAAAGAGAGAGGGGAGGAAGAGAGAGCAUGGAGGGAAGAAUGCAGGGCAGGACAGCGACUCCAGCGCCACCUGCAGUGCUGAUGAGGUGGAGGAGCCGGAGAGCAUGGAGAAGAACAGAAUGAUGUCUCCUAGACCCAGUCUUCUGAGUUAUGCCCAUGAUGGAGUGAUCUCCACUGCACUGCAGAAACCACUGGACCUCAAACAGCUCAAACAGAGAGCGGCUGCCAUACCUCCAAUAAUGCCUGAGGUUUCCUUAGCAGGUGGUGGUGUACUGGGGAAGCAGCAGGCUCUUCCUGACGCUCUGGCACUUUAUGAGCAGCAGAUCACUAUGGCUCACGAGUCCUCACAGGAGGCCAAGCAGCAGCAGCAGCCAAUGAAAUCACAGCAUUACCCCGGGGGUGGCGGUGAGGCCAGCAGCCCGCGGGUCCGGGUCAGAAGCCCCACUCCAUCUGAACGAGAGAAAGAAGAGCUGGCGGGGAAGGAAAGAUGGCUACAGACUCUACUGCAUGGAUUAUAUAAGCCCCGGGCAUUCUCUCCCCUCGCUGACGUUAAGAAGACUCCGGAAGACCUCAGAGUCAUGGGCUUGGCCCGACCCGUGAUAUCACCAUUCCAGCUGUCUCCCAGAGACAUGGCCAAACUGAGCCACGAACAGCUCCUUCACUACAACUCCACUCUCCAGCAGCAGGAGAGGUUGAGCGCUGUGCGGCCCCUCCACAUCCCUGAUCCUCCUCCUCUCAUCUCCUCAGCCAAACCUGGUGGCUCCAUCACACAGGGUACUCCAGUACAGAUGCACAGUCCAGCUCACGGCUCAGAGCACACAAAGCUUUCUGGACCAGGGUCUCUGCCUCUGCCCUGGAUGGAGCCCAGGAAGAUAGGUGGGUUGCCCAUGGUGAAGCAGGAGCAGCUCUCUCCUCGUGGUCCUUCCUCUCAGGCUGAGAAUCUCUCCAGCGCGGCUGCUGCCCACGACAGUCUCACUGCUCGAGGGCCCAUGCCAGCUGUACAAGGAGGUAGCAUCACUAAAGGCCUCCCAGGCACACGUGUGCACCAAGAACCGCCCAUGUCAUACCGUGGUGGUUCCAUCACUCAGGGCACCCCAGCAGACGUGCUGUAUAAGGGCACCAUCACUCGGCUGAUCACUGAGGACAGCCCCAGCAGGGACAGAGCCAGAGAAGAAAACCCAGCCAAGGGACAUGUGGUGUAUGAGGGCAUCAGUGGACACAUUCUCUCCUAUGACCGGACUCCAAACCCUAAAGAGGAGGGUAGAGGGGAGGUGUUGGGACUUAAACGGCCAUAUGACGUCAUGGAAGGGGGCAUCUCUCGAGUGCUGCCGCUGCGGGACUCCCUGUCCACUGCUGAGGGUUUGAUAGGCAGAGCAAUGCCUCAAGAGAGGGAGAGUCCUCAUCCUCAUCAUAUUCGUGGUUCCAUCUCACAGGGUAUUCCUCGUCAUGUGGAGGCCCAGGAUGAGUAUUUGCGGAGGGAGGCAAAGCAGCUGAAGCGUGACUCGCCGUCCCCCCGUGGCCCUGCCCUUGGCUCUGACUCUCUUAAGGGCCGACCACACGAGAGUAUCGUGCCCACUGUUAAAGAAGGGGGCCGAUCCAUUCAUCUCAUACCACCCGAGGGCGUGAUGAUGAGCAAACCACCCAAAGAGGGCUCAAUCACACAGGGUACUCCUCUCAAACAGGAGCCGGCGGGUUCCUCUAAGCGUCAUGACGUUCGCUCCAUCAUAGCCAGUUCCCCACGGCCUUACUCAGGGCUGCCCCCACACAUGGAUUUGCGACCUGAGCACCGAGGGUCUGAGCGUGGACGCUACGAGGAUCCAGGGCCCAAAUCCCGGCCCAGCGCAGUAGUCAGCACCUCCAGCUCUAUGGCCCGGGCCUCUCCACUGUCCCUGGCAGGAGAACAGGGAGGAAAAGCCCACCACAGUCCUGUGGGUUAUGAUGAGCGCACACGGUCCAGUUACACCUCAGCCUCACACAGAGGAUCACCUCUGUCCAGCAGAGACACCCCCCAGCGGCCACACGAAGGUUCUGCUAAAGUUCCUCAGCAGGAGAGGAAGUCAACACCCACUCCUCGUGAGGUGAGCUCCACUAAGUCUCCCCUGACCGGCGUGGCUGAACACCCUGCCUCUCUUGCCUCAUAUGAGCGGCUGCUGCAGGGUUUGGGAGCAGAUAUGUACCGCGGCCAGAUCCCUCUUCCCUUCGAUCCUGCCACCCUACCUCGGGGCAUCCCCAUAGACCCAGCUGCAUACUACCUGCCUCGGCACCUUGCCCCAACCCCAGGUUACCCUCAUCCUUACCCCCCUUACCUGAUCCGGGGCUUCCCUGACACGGCAGCUUUGGAGAACAGACACACACUCUUCACCGACUACAUCACCUCGCAGCAGAUGCACCAGUGGCCGGCAGCCAUGGCUCAAAGACCAGACCUGUUGAGAGGACUGGCACCGCGAGACCAGCCACUCACUUUACCAUACUCACCCACACCAAGAGGAGCAUCUGCAUCUCCUAUGGACCGGAUUACAUACAUCCCAGGAACCUCCACCACCUUCCCCAGCCGAGCGUACACCUCCUCCCCCAUCUCACCAGUUGGAAGCUCUCACAUAAGCAAGCUCCAGGGCACCCCAACGUCAUCUGAGCGAGAGCGUGAACGGGAGAGAGAGCGAGAGAGAGACCGAGAGAGGGAGAGAGACCGCGAAAGAGACCGGGAGAGGGAGCGGGAGAGAGAGAGAGAACGAGAGCGGGAUAGAGAGAGGGAGAGGGAGAGAGAGCGAGAAAGGGAGAGAGAGCGAGAUCGAGACAGAGACAGAGAGAAGUCUCUGAGCCACGGCAAUGUGGAGCAUGCCCCCAUAUGGAGACCAGGUGCAGCAGAGCAACCUGGCAGCAGCAGUUCCAGCUCACGUCCUCCCUCCCUCCCCUACAGUCACCAGGCAUCCCCUCUGAGCCCCCGUCCACAGGACAGCCUCCAGCAGAGGCCCAGCGUGCUGCACAACACCAGCUCCAAGAGCCUGUCCAGCUCAGAGCACUCCAGCUCCUCUGUACUGAGGUCUUUGCCUCAGGGCUCGUCCCGCUAUCCGAGCUACAGCGGGCACCUGCAGAGGGUCAGUGUGUCUGAGGCUUACUCAGUAGGGGGCCUGGACCCAGGUGGGGCAAAAGAGCCUGUCCGAGAGGGGUCCAAGAGCCAGGGCCGUGGAGCUCUGUCCAAACACCAGGACCUCUCCUCAUCCUUGUCCUCCUCCAAGUCCGAGCCCAAGUUGGCGAGCCCCGGUGCGCCCGGGGUCUACUCCUACGCCCCUGGCACCCACAUAGGGCGAGGGCUCCCCCUGCUGGCUUCCGAGAGCAGUGCCGGCUCCAGCAGCAGCGCGCCAAGUAGGGAAAAGACUCAAAACAAAGCGAUGUCGAUUCAGGAACACGAACUUCGCGCACUCGGUAAGACCACCAUGACAGCGGCCAACUUCAUAAACGCGAUUAUCAUGCGUCAAAUUUCUUGUGAUACGGGGAUGCCAGAGGCUGGUGCUCUCGGGGCCAACAGCGCCUGUGAUGCUCAGCAGAAGGCUUUGGAGCAGCAUGGAUUAUACGGACCCCCAGAGGACAGACUGUCCCCUAGUCAGCAGCCCCCAUCUCCCGCUGUUAAGGGAUCCCAGAGGGUGGUGACCCUCGCCCAGCACAUCAGUGAGGUCAUAAAGAAGGACUACAUGCGUCAGUCUCAGCAGGGUCAGUCCGGAGGUCAGCCAGCGCUGCAGCCUGUGUUUGGAUUCCACAACUCCCCAGUGCUGGAUCUCACUCGGCCCCCUAGUGCCCCCCAGGCCCAGACACCUUCUGAGCCUGGUGCCAAUGCCCGGUACACACCCGAGGGUCCUGCCAGUGAGAGAGAUAGGAUGAGGGACAGAUCUCCUCUUCAGAGUAAGGUGUCCCCAGUGAGUCUGUCUGCUGAAUGCAUUGAGCCAGUUUCUCCAGCAGGGGGCAUGUCUGAGCCAGAGUCACAAGGAGCUGCCUGUCCCACUGAACAAGCAGAACAGGGGUUGGGUUCUCGCUCUCCUGCCAGCAGCUCCCAGCCCCCAGCCUUCUUCAGCAAACUCACCGAGAGCAACUCUGCCAUCGUCAAGAGCAAGAAGGAGAUGAUCAAGAAGAUGGUGGUUGGCAGUGAGACUGAUUUCAACUCUGGGCAGCCUGGGACAGAAAUCUUCAACAUGCCAGCCUCCACCACUGCAGGGCCGGUCAGUGUGCGCAGUCACCCACCUCCAGAUCCCAGUGGAAACACCAUUGGCCUGGAGGCCAUCAUCCGCAAAGCCCUGAUGGGUAAAUAUGAUGAGCAGGCAGAUGAGCGCCCCCCCUGCAGCUCCGUUAACCAGCUGAGUGCCGGGGUGACCCCUGCUGCUGCUGCUGACCCUCGUGCUGAAGAGCCAUACUCAUUGCCUGGUAAAUCAAAGGGCAGUGGGCGUUCCAAUGGCCGUAAGACUAAGUCUCCAGGUCCUGGUCUGUCGGGAGGAGAGAGACCCUCCUCCGUGUCAUCCGUCCACUCAGAGGGAGACUGCAACCGCCGCACUCCGCUCACUAACAGAGUGUGGGAGGACAGACCCUCCUCUGCAGGCUCCACCCCAUUCCCCUGUAACCCAUUCACCAUGCAGAUGCGUCUGCCCAGUGGCAUGAUGCCCAGCCACUCCCCCUCACCCACACAGUCCGGAGCGAGCCAAAGGCCCUGGGAAGAAGAACCCAAACCGCUGCUGUGCUCUCAGUACGAGACGCUGUCCGACAGCGAGUGAGCUCAAAUGCACGGCCGUUUAAACAGGGACUGACAUUAACACGUUCAUUUUUUACUCGCUCGUGUAAACAGGGACGUUGAUAGAUGCACAUACAUUCACACGUACAUAUUCUCACGCAUAGUGAAACGCAGUCAUAGCCGUGCACACUUAACGAGAGCACAUACAGAUACGCCUACGUGCAAAUUAAUAUGCAUAAUAUCACCUCUAAGCGUUUUCAUUGAUCAUACACACACAUGCAUACUCACGUCCCUUGGUUCUUUUAAUACCUCUCCAAAACGCAGACACGUACAUACUCCAAAUGGACCCCCGUCACACAAUGCAGCAAGUGAAUGUGGCUUAUUAAAGGAAUGGUUUGAUGUAAAAUCUAAUUAGGCACAGUAUUUGACAUUUUAUGUCCCAGUUGUGCUUCUUUAAUUUCCCACUGGUGCUGCAAGGCUCUGUAGCUCACAAACACUAGAAGUCAAUAGACACCCAAAUGCUUUGUGUAAAUACAUCCUCAGACAUGCGCAGACUACGUUCAGGCCACUAAGGCCACCAGCGCAGCACGAAAAGAAACAUGGAACAAUGGAAAAUAUUUGGACGGAGUUUCUCACCACGUUCAUCUACGCUGUAAAGUUUUUCAUUUUCAUAGUUCACAAGUCAAACUGUGUCCUAAACCACAUCGGCAAGUCCGUAUAGCCUUAAUGAAGUUAAUGAACUGGAUGCAUUUAAAGAAAAGAUUUGGGUGACUAUUGACUUCCGAUGUUUACAGUAUUAGUCGUAUUGCUCCAGUGCUGAAGUAAAUAAACAAAAUUUGAUGCCAGACAUGUCUCGCCUGAUCAGCUACAUCUGGGUUAAGUGGAAAAACCAUGUAAAUUAGAUUGUGCAGCCAACUGUUCCUUGAUGCUGCGCUGCUGCAGAAGUGUGUGUACGUUUUAAUGUAUUUGUAAGCGUGUUAGUGUGUACAGUAUGUUUCCGCACGUUAGCAUGCGCCAUCACUCCAAGAUCGCUCGUAGGACAAAUCACUUUUCUUUAUUUCUCAUUGAAUUUCUCUUUUGUAGAUAACUGUUGUCUUUUUUGGCCUUAACGUUUUUUUUGUUUUUCCGACUCAUGGGCUCCCAUCGCGUUUAGCUCAUAUGUUUCAGAGUGUUCUCCACCCGAAUGCUCAGGAUAUUACACUUCCAUACCGUAGUCCAAUGGCAACACACACCUUCAGCUUUAUUUUUUAUAUGCACACAGAGGCUGUACUUUACUACUGUGUGGUAAACGUCACAAACACCAACCUUUUCACGUUCAUGUUCACGUUUUUCUCUCAUGCAUGUGAACGCGCGCACCCUCUUACACACUGUGGGGCAAAACUGCAGCUAUGCAUUUCUGUCUUAAAUCUCAGCUGCUGGUGGCGUCGCUUUGCACCCAUAUGGAGUCAGACUCUCGGAUUAGCCACUGCAACUUUACAGGAUGAGUAAGAGGCACAUUUUUGAGGUACAGUGGACCUGAAUGGGUGUGUUUGUGUAUGCGUUAAGCAUGAAUUCUUCAACAAGGAGAACAAAGGCAGCCUGUUUUCCUCAGUUAAUCUUUUCAGAUGUAAGGACAGGCUCGCCCAGCGUUCUAGAAACAGACGCUCAUGAACUCGACUGUGCAUAACAGUUUGUUUUUGAUUUUACUUCAUUGUUUGCUAUUUUUCACUUUUUCGGCUACUUUAGGGGGGAGUCUACAUGGGUGGGCCAUAUCAUUGGUUUACAGGGUACAUAUGCCAUGUAUUUUUGAUGUCAUCAUACCGUUUUUGUUGUUCUCUUUGCCUCUAGUCGACCAUUUACAGUUUUUAUCGAUUCUGUUUCUUGUUUGAUAGAUGUUGCAAAAGCUGAGACCUUUUGUUGUGUUAUCACUAAUUUUGUGUUUUUUGUUUUUUUCUAUAUGAACCAUAUUUGUACACAUAUUAGUGUUCUGUUUUUUUUUUUUUUUUUUAACGUUUCGGUUUAUUAAGCACUUGGCCAGCAAAUAGACCUUGUUGGCAUCCUUUAAAUGGACGCUGACUUAAAUACUUAAAUUAAUGCAACUUUUGUUGUUUUUUGUUUGUUUUUUGUUUGUUUUUUUUUUACACAGCAUUUACCUUUUUUGUUAUACAGUAUUGUUGUUUUUUUUUGGCAUGUCACCUAAAAAAAAAACAAAAAAGCAAACAAACAAACAAAAAAAUAAGUCCAGCGACAAUCAGACGGGAGAGGAGGAGGUCAACGAUGAUGCUGAGCUGGACACGUGGACGCCAUCGUAGAGGAAGCUGCUUAUUUCAGGUUGUCCCCACGGCGUCCUCACAAGGAAAAAAAUCCUCACAAACCUGAAGUUUGUCACACUUACACAAAGACUCAACUGAAUAAAAGCCAUGCUGUCUGGCCAGUCCAUGGACAGUUAGAGCUGCUCUUACGCCCUGGAUCAGUUUUGAAUGGUAUCUCUGUGUUUUAUGGUUUAAGGACACUCGAUGUGGGAUCAGUUUUCCUUUUUUUUUUUUUUUUUUUUAAAGUUGUUUUCACAGUUCUUACGAGGACCUCCAAUUUUAUCCUGAAGAACAUUCAGCCAACAGGGAAUGGACUUCUGUGGACGGCUGGCAUCGGAUAUUUCUUGCACCAAACUCAGCACCUCAUAUAACGACAUAGCGGAUCCCUUUCUGUCUACAGUGUAAACAGCUGGUAUGAAGUGCCAUUUGACACAUACAGUACUGAAGUUAAACUACCAAGUGUCUACGCACAAUCUCGUCAUCUUUUCCCCUUAAUUCAUUCACCCCCCCCCACCCCCCCAAUAAAGGAUACAAGACUAAUGAAAACGGCUCAGGCUUGAAAGAAGGAAACGCAGCCACCACUAAAAGUAAACCUUCUUGGAGAUACGGCUUUUACCACACUAACGUCCCAAAUCGGCAUCCGUUUGCCUGAUCAUCAAAUAGCAGUGAUGCUAUGAAUUGUUUUGCAUGCACAUUAGAUAUUAAGGAAUCCUUUUUUAUUACUGUUAUUAUUAUUAUUAUUAUUUGAAACUUAUCUGCUACGUUUAAGUGCAAAAGUUAUCCCUACUAGCACUGAUGAAAAAAAUGAUUCUUCACGUUUUUGGAGAAGCUGGAAUCGGUGGAAUUCCAGGCGGACAGAGAAGUUAAUAUCAGAUGCAGUCCUGUGAUGCGAUGCUUUUUGUUGUUGGUCAGUUGUAGUGCAUUAUCUAGUGUGGUUUUGUAAGUGGGGCUUAUCACAGGCUUGUUCACGCACAUUGCCCUGAAAUAGUGUCGAGGCUGCUAAGAUAUGAGCUACUUCUAUAACCUCCCUACAUUCUGCAGUCAGACUCUGUCACAUAUCCCCCCCAGCGGCACUGCGUGUUGUGGAAAAAAGCGUAAAAACGUAGGAUGUGUCUGUCUGAAGCUUGCAUUUCUCUCUUGACUUGUUGUCGACUGGCCAGUGAUACAAGGACAGUGUUUCACUGCGUUUUUUUCAGCGUUUUCUUUUUUCUUACCUACUAUAAAAGAAUCUGUAUAAAUUGCGGGAUGAUUACAUAAUUGGCAGCGAGCAACGGGAACGUGGCCCGUUCCUGCAAAGUGUUGAUUUUACGGCCCCUCAGUACUUUUAGGAUGGGUUUGGGGUGGGGGGUGGGGGGGUGGCAUCUAUUUUGUACAACAUCUUUUUUUUUUUUGUUUGUUUAAUUAUUAUUAAUAUUACAACCCACUGUAUUAUAGUGAGGAGUGUAAAUAGGCCUAAGAGGAUGUACAUAUUUAUGUGAUUUGCUGCAAGGUUGAUAUUCACAGAGAAACUGUUCACACUGUUGUAUUUCAACAUGGCCACCAGCAAGAUUUGUGGAUAGCAGUGUAAAAACGAAACAAACAGAAAAAAACAGACACUGCCUUAAUGUUUAAAUAAAAAGCUUAUUGCCAUUGA